AUGUGGUCAAAUCCAAGUCUAUCACAUGUCAUUUUAUCGAUGCUCCUCACGCCGCCCAAGACGCUCCGCGGCCUCAACAAGCCCAAGUGCAAGGUCUGCGGCAAUGUCGCUCGCUCCAGGUGUCCUUUUGAGUCUUGCAAGAGUUGCUGCUCAAGAGCUCAAAAUCCAUGUUACAUUCAUGUUUUGAAAGCAAAUUCAACUAUUACAGACAAGGCACCAGCCUCAAGCAGUCCUCAGUUUGACCAUCAGUCUACUGAGGCAUCACCAUCAGGGAACUCGCAUAGAGUUGCUUCACUCCGACAACUUUCGAACAAUUUUGCGCAUUUCAACACUGUGCAUUUUAGAAUUACCACACAGAAGCCGCUGACCAGAAAGGAUGCUGUUGCUAUUAAUGAAUGGAGGUUUGCCAAGGUAAAGGAAUUCAGGGACAGAAACAUUGAAGUGGAAAAUGAAGCUUUUGAUCGAUACAUGCAGAACAUCAGCUUAUUAGAGGAGGUGUUUUCUGUGAACUCUAACGAGGAAGAGUCCAUUGCGGAUGGAUCAUUCAUAUCAAACUAUGACAUGACUACAACAGAAGGUGACAAUGGAGAUAUGGUCUCAGGGUUGAAGUUAAAGUUGAGAUCAAAUCCAAUGAGAACCAGUAAUUUCAGAAAGAGGAUACAGCAAAUUGUUGAUCAUGGAUUAAAGAAGCUGAAAACAUGUGAACCUGCUGAUGGAGACAAGGAACCGAGUGACCAAACUGAAUUGGAUAAGGGGACUAGAACAGGAGAAAAAUGGUGGGCUGAAAGGGCUUCAGCUUUAAGUGAUCUCAUUGAUAAAUUGAACAAAGCCCGCAAUGAAGAGGAUCUACAGUCUUGCAUGGAGAUGAAGACUCAGCUCUUCAGUGAACUGAAAUCUUUGAGCAGCUCAGAAUUGGAAGACACGGAGACCAUGGAGAAACAGACUACGAAGAAUAAUUUGGAAACCAGGAAAGAGUCGCAAUAUUUAUUUCCUCACUUGGUUAGUACCACUGCCAUUGAUCAAGAAACUCUCAAUAGCGUUAAUGCACACUUCUCUUCCCUUGAGCAGAUAGAAGGUUUAUGAUUAAAGAUUUCGAGGUAUGAUUUUUCGGUAGGAUGUGGACUUUUAGCCAAUUCAGAGUAUCAUAGUUUUGAGGUAGGUGCCAUAACUUAGUGUAAUUUCGUCCUUGAGUUCCUGUUAGCAACGAUGGGAAACUGGCAAUUUCUAUUUGAAUCCAACCGUGGUACCUCAGUUUUCUUGUAAAAUGUAACAUGAUGUAACUAGCUGCAGAACUUGCCAAAAUUCAUGAGCAAUGUAAGUCGCAUGAAGCCAUUAACGUUUUGGGGUAGGCUACCAGCACUUUCAAAUGCUACAUCUAAUUUCUCCAAAUUAUGAGUUAUGAUUCUUAUGCUCUACGCACAUU
Messenger RNA from Fragaria vesca subsp. vesca, 1423 nucleotides. RefSeq lists its product as uncharacterized. The record is from RefSeq and is a predicted model, not a curated record. The transcript is spliced from 7 exons. NCBI's taxonomy places the organism in Eukaryota, Viridiplantae, Streptophyta, Magnoliopsida, Rosales, Rosaceae. Bases 1 to 1083 code for a protein of 360 amino acids.